Messenger RNA from Drosophila biarmipes, 3980 nucleotides. RefSeq names its product frizzled-3. Lineage: Eukaryota; Metazoa; Arthropoda; Insecta; Diptera; Drosophilidae. The transcript is spliced from 2 exons. Bases 2206 to 3558 code for a protein of 450 amino acids. Gene Ontology annotation, molecular function: Wnt receptor activity; Wnt-protein binding. The record is from RefSeq and is a predicted model, not a curated record. Gene Ontology annotation, cellular component: plasma membrane. Gene Ontology annotation, biological process: non-canonical Wnt signaling pathway; canonical Wnt signaling pathway.
GCGGAGUUCAUCCGAAAAGAGUGAAACGUGCUGCAAAAAAUUCAAAUAACGAAACGAAAACCAAAACCAAAAAUCAGGGAAAAAGCUGCGAGUCGACAGGCAAAAAGAGCCAGAAGGAGCGGAGAAAGAAAAACCCAAAAACCGAAACGAAAUUUGCUUUUCGGGUUUUUAAGUAAAUUAAGCAGAACGUUUUUUGAGGUUCCCUCUCUGUCGACGACACAGAAACUUAUUUCAUGGGUUUUGUAAACUCACCGAGCCCAUGGACUAGGCAGGCAGCGAAGUCGUCCAUCUGCUUAGCUAAAAGGCGGCUUAGGGCCCACCAACGGGGUUACAUCUUGUACAAACUGGGCUCUUAAAGGAAUGGCACAAUCAUGGGCAGGUUUCGCAAAGCUUUUCGGAGAUUGUGUGGAGAUAUGACGAUUAGAUAAUGAAGAUUUAAUAAUGAAGAAGAAGAUAAACUCCUUGCCUCAACGGAAAAGUUUUACUAAGUAAGGAAGCACUCUGUUCCUCCAGUGACUUUGGGCGUUGAGCUUCUUGGGCUCUCGGCCACGGUUGUCCCCACCUGCUUCGCCCCUUCUUCUUUUACCUGGUCGCCGCCUCUGUCGCUCCGAGCCCCCCUCUCACUCCCCCGUGGGGUCCGAGCAGGUCUAUUAGGCUGAUUGCCUUUCCGUCUCUUUUCGAGCUGUUGUGCUGCUCCGCCUGGCUUUCGGCCAGACGAUGAUGCGGUUCACUUGCCGACUGCAUCAUUAAAUUAUUAUUGCGGACGGCUAUUUUCCAGAGAGCUGCAAAGCCACAAAAAUUGGAAAUCGCGUGUCUAAUGCUCCAUUCGAGAUGCCCGGCGGCUCUUGGCUGCCGGCCUUCUCCGCUCCUCCACUGCUCCUCUUCUCCUGCUCGGCCUAAUGUGGCUUAAUUAUACAAUAACAAUAUUGUUUGCCAGCAAACAAAGAGACCGGGCCGGCCAUCCGGGCCACAAGUCCCCUGGUGAUCUGUUCAUCGGCCGUCAAAAGCAGAAGGAGAUUCUCUUUCCUGAGAAAACGUUUCUCGAUAAUUUGAUGCAGCUUUUUGCUCCCCAGACUUCUUCGGUUUUUUAGGUUGGGUCCUUGUUUUUUCUUGCCCUGCGCAGACUGGUUGAAAAUUCCUCAAACUCAUAAAUGUUGAUGCGUCUGGUUCGUCAUCCAUGUCGGCAUUUCUGGUGCGAAGGGCCAUGGGCUGGAGUGCACUCAGGGUUAGAAGGGGGAUCCAGGAGCUAAUCUAAGCCUUUUUUGUCAAACAUGUAAUUUAGCGAAGCUUUAAAAACUUCAAAUAUCAAUUGCCUUUGCCUUCCGCGCGCUCCCUUGGCUGGAAUAAUAUCCAACCAGCUGAAGUCGAGCCGGGAUGAUAGAUUAGAUUGCAUGACUGGUAACUGACGAGUAAAUGCCAUCGACAACUGCAAAUGGAGUGAGCUCGUUCACGAGGAAGUGGCAUCGGUUUUCCAAGUGCGAAGUCUGACGCAAGUCUUCACCCCAAACACAGAGUGUAGUUAGAUUAAUUAUUAAUUAUUAAUUAGGGAAAAUAAACAACUACAGCACAGUGUGCGUCUUGACAAGAUUUUAACUUAAAACUGGUGAUAAAUCUCCACCAUCAACUAGCUUACAUAAACGCUGAUCAAGAGCACCAACCCCUGAUGAAAAUCAGAAAGCAGCACAAGUCAUCAUUUUGCAAGUGCAGCUUAUUUAAUAUCAGACAUUAUCCGGCGCAAACAAACUACAAUUGCGCCGUUCAACUGUUGCAAAUAGCAAACAUUUGUUCAAGUAGCUAAUUAUUUGAUGCUGCUGGCGUGUCGGCGAAACAACAAAGGAGGACGAGAUUUUAUGGGAUUCGUAUGAGAUAAAAUUCAGAAACAAGAAGAAGUUCAACAGAAUCAGUGGAGGGAUCGAAAAAAUAAAAUUGUUUAUGGUUGGAGGAAAAUCACCUUAAUCAAUUGAUUUAAAGUUCUGGGUACAAGUGAAGGAAGCUCAAAGACAGUUCGCAGACACUUUAGAAGCCACUUCGAUUGCCAAACUGCUGCCCCUCAUAGAAUCCGGAUGCUCGCGACGCGCCCGAUUCCUGCUCUGCUCGUCGCUGUUUCCGCUCUGUACACCGGAUGUGCCGCGCCCUGUCACCGCCUGCAAGUCACUGUGCGAAACCGUAAGGGGCGAGUGCGCGGGGAUCGCCCCGCCGGAACUGAUGGACCUGUGGCCCUCGUUCCUCCACUGCGACGGGCUGCCGCAGCCAGAGAAGCACGAGCUGUGCAUGCAGAUUCCCCAGAAGGAUGUCGUCCCUGGUGGGGGUGCAGUGAGUCCGCCCACUACUGGAGCGCCCUUCGUCGAGGAUCACCCGCAGACGUACCGCUUCUGGAAGAGCGGACCGCCGCUAGCUCCCGACCUGAGCGGCGUCCUGUGCCCGCAGAACUUCAGCGGCAGUCCCUUCAACCCGGAGGAGUGCGUGCCACAGUGCCAGAGGGACGCCUUUCACACGAGUGCCCAGAAGAAGAUGUCGGAAGUGCUGGUCCUGGGCCUCUCGGCCGUCUGCUUCGUCCUGACCCUGUUCGCCCUGGUCACCUUCUGGGCGGAGCCCACCCGGUUCGGCUACCCAGAGAGACCAGUGCUCUUCCUGUGCCUGUGCUACAACCUGUUCAGCGUUUGCUACCUGGAGCGGAUCGUGUUCCACAACCAGGCGCGGAUGCAGGACGUCCAGGUGCAGGGGCGUCCGAUGCGCUCGGCCUGCCCGCUGACGCCCCCCUGCUUGGCCUCGUACAUAACCACCUCCUACCUGAGUCUGUGUGCAGCCAGCUGGUGGCUCAUCUUUGCCCUGUGCUUCUAUCUCUCCUCCCACAAAAAGUGGUCCAGCGAGGCGCUGGAGAAGCGAUCCGGCCUGUUUCACGUCCUUGCCUGGGUGCCGCCCCUGGCCCCGCCCAUCGCCGCCCUGCUCCUGGAAAAGGUACGCCCGAGUGAGCUGACCGGAAUGUGCUACGCCCCGGGCUUCGUGGAGCUGCCUGCUCUGGUCCUACUCCUCCUGGGGCUCUACUUCACCCUGAAGGCUUCCAGGUCGCUGCUCUCCCUGCAGCAGCAGCUGCAGCCCACACUGGCCCACCACCGGUUCGGGCAAAUCAGGAAGCGCUUCGUGGUAUUCUCCCUGCUGUACUUCGCGCCCACGGCCGCCGGCGUGGUGGCGGCUCUCUGCGAGCGGUACGCGGACUCGGUGCCCAGCUGCUCCACACCCGAGGACUGCCUCUCACCCACCCCGCUAAGUGCCUGGCCGGCCUUGGUGCGGGUGUUCUUCCAGCUGGUGGGGGGAACUCUGACGGGACUGUGGGUGUGGUCGCGCAAGACCUGCGAGAGUUACAAAAAUCGCCUGGGGGCCAGCGGCACGCCCACCUCCUCGAUAAUUAACCAAAGCAAGACGGCCGGGGCUCUGCCCAAAAAGCAUUUGUACACGAGCGGGAAGUCCAUGCUGCCCAGUGGGGGAAUCACUCCCCUUUACGCCGGCAUUAGUUUCCACAAUGUGCCCGUCUACAAUCCCAAUCAGUCGGUGGUCUAGGGCUAGCAGAAUCCCCCUCCCUCGCUGUAGAUUGAAAAGCAUCCCUCCAUCAGCAGCUAAUCCGCUCAACCGCCCGCUUCAUUCCCAGAAUUCUAGAAGGCUAAAAGCUCUGAUCUAAGUACAGUGUUGUACGCCUAGUUCGUAAGCCUCGAAAACGAAAACUGAAAUGUGUUAAUAGUUUUAUAUCAUGCCCCGUCCCCAACCACCCAUCUCCAGUUUUUAUUAGUAGUUCUUUAGCUAAUCCUAAGUUUGUAAAUAGAAAAAUGUUUUAUUACUCUUUGAAAUAUUGUGCAUACCUAGUUUUAAGACUACCAAUUAAAUUUCAUAGCCUAAUAAGAAAUGUAUACAACAUUUAAAUUAAAUGAAGAUGGAUGAAUGGUGUGAGUAAAAGUGCGUGGACUGCCCUUUAUUUAAUAAUUUAA